Molecule: messenger RNA, 1118 nt
Organism: Peromyscus eremicus (cactus mouse)
Lineage: Eukaryota; Metazoa; Chordata; Mammalia; Rodentia; Cricetidae
Gene: Prdx4
Product: peroxiredoxin 4
Exons: 7
Coding region: 287-1063 (258 amino acids)
Biological process (GO): response to oxidative stress; hydrogen peroxide catabolic process; cell redox homeostasis
Cellular component (GO): cytosol; endoplasmic reticulum
Molecular function (GO): thioredoxin peroxidase activity
Source: RefSeq, a predicted model, not a curated record
ACACUCAGAAUGCCAGCUACCAAGAGAUUUCAGAGCAACUUAGGGACACAGAGUAGGUGGCAGGGAGGUGGCUAACCUGGCCACUCUCCCCAGUGGGCAGGGGCUUUACUGGGGCCCAGCUGGUGAGCAGUCCCUGCUACCAACUGGGUCACCUCAGCUCAGCCUAGGGCAAACAGGUGUAGGGAUAUAUCACUCUCUCCCAGCUUUUUUUUAACUCAAAUUGAAACUAAGAGGCCCGACUCAGGGCCUAGCAUUCAUUAAGGCUAGUGGCUGUUUUACAGUCACCAUGGAUCACCGCAGCCGCCCGAGAGGGGGCAUAGGCCUUAGUCGAGUCUCUGGGACUCAAAUCCGAGCCCCCAGGAUCCCAUUUCCGUUCCAUGUUGAGCAGGAGGCUAGGGAAGGAGAAGAAUGGGAGCGAGAGCUACCACGUCAGAGGCCUAUCAUCUAUGGACCUCCAGAAAGUGAAGAGCUACAGGAAACUGUUAUGAUUUCCAAGCCAGCACCAUAUUGGGAAGGAACAGCUGUGAUAAACGGAGAAUUCAAGGAGCUCAAACUGACUGACUAUCGUGGGAAAUACUUGGUUUUUUUCUUCUACCCACUCGAUUUCACCUUUGUGUGUCCAACUGAAAUCAUCGCUUUUGGUGACCGAAUUGAAGAAUUCAGAUCAAUAAAUACUGAAGUGGUGGCAUGCUCUGUCGACUCUCAGUUUACUCACUUGGCCUGGAUUAAUACCCCUCGAAGACAGGGAGGACUGGGGCCAAUAAGAAUUCCACUUCUUUCGGACCUGAACCAUCAGAUCUCAAAGGACUACGGUGUAUACCUUGAGGACUCAGGCCAUACUCUUAGAGGGCUCUUUAUUAUUGAUGACAAAGGAGUCCUAAGGCAGAUUACUCUGAAUGACCUCCCUGUGGGUAGAUCAGUGGACGAGACACUGCGUUUGGUUCAAGCAUUCCAAUACACUGACAAGCAUGGAGAAGUCUGCCCUGCUGGCUGGAAACCUGGUAGUGAAACAAUAAUCCCAGAUCCAGCUGGAAAACUGAAGUAUUUCGACAAACUGAACUGAAAAAUACUUCAGUUUUGAUGUUUGGACCUUCUCAAUAAAGGUCACUGUGUUACCA